This is a messenger RNA of Populus nigra (black poplar), 2229 nucleotides long. RefSeq names its product heavy metal-associated isoprenylated plant protein 41-like. Gene Ontology annotation, biological process: rRNA base methylation. The transcript has 3 exons. The record is from RefSeq and is a predicted model, not a curated record. Gene Ontology annotation, cellular component: cytoplasm. Lineage: Eukaryota; Viridiplantae; Streptophyta; Magnoliopsida; Malpighiales; Salicaceae. Bases 1260 to 2120 code for a protein of 286 amino acids. Gene Ontology annotation, molecular function: rRNA (uridine-N3-)-methyltransferase activity.
GUUUCAUCAAGUACUUUUUGUAUUUUGGACCUUUUAAGUUGGUGACCAAUGAUUCAAAAUCCUACUGAUCCAAUGGCUAUGAUUUGGUUAUAUGAAAUUUAAGAUAGUUCUGGAAUAUGAUAUCAGCUCUGUUAGACUGCAUUAAGAAAACAUUGAGUGGAAAGUUAAAAGAUAAAUGCCGUGAUCUGACUAAGAUAAUGAAAUCAAUAUAAGGAAAACUUAGCUUCUUCAAAGGCGGACCAGGCGGGACAGCAGUGGUAAGUGGUAUUUUGAUAGCGCCGAUUGUCAUUUUUAUUUGCUUGUGAAGAUUAUUUUGGUGCAGAUCUGAAAACUUAUUUCAAAAGGCAAGUUUAGUUUACAUAGCAGGGUUUGCAUCCAAAAAGUGAAUUUUGUUCAUCUUCCCUUUCUUUAGCCUAGGCCACAAGCCCAUGGCCAAUGUGUUGUUUUCUGAUACAUUUUCCAUGGGCUUAUAUGACCUAAGUUACACAUUUGGACUUGAAACAGGAUAGCAGCUUCAGGUGCUCCUCCUGUAAUAGUUUUUAGUCAAAUCAAUGAUCAUUGAUUCAUGUCCCUGUAGGAGAAGCAGUGUCCCACAUAACGCAGCAAACUUACAUGUUCUUUUCCUUCCCAAACUACCCCUCUUAGUCCACCAUCUCUAAAGAUACCCUUCUUUAGCUCACCAUCACAAAAGCCCACCACUCUACUAAAGUUGGACUGCAGUGGCAAUUCAUCUGGCCUAUAUGCUGAUCAUGCGCUGAAUUUCUCUUAAAAAAUCAGACUGUCUUUACUAAAGAGAGUCCAAUAAUGGCUGAUAAACAGGCAGUGAAACAAGUGGAUAUUUGAAAAGGAGAAGAUAAGGAGAAAUGAGAGAAACACUAUCACCACUCAACUAAAGUUGGACUGCAGUGGCAAUUCAUCCUCUGGCCUAUAUGCUGAUCAUACACUGAAUUUCUCAAAAAAACAUCAUACUGUCUCUACUAAAGAGAGUCCAAUAAUGGCUGAUAAACAGGCAGGCAAACAAGUGGAUUUUGGAAAAGGAGAAGAUAAGGAGAAAUGGGUGAAACACUAUUCAUCAAAACAUCAGAUACUGUUAGUUGGUGAAGGUGAUUUCUCUUUCUCUUGGUGCUCGGCUCGCUCUUUUGGCUCUGGCUCUAAGAUUGUUGCUUCUUCUCUUGACUCCUACGAUGCCGUGAUCCAGAAAUACAAGAAAGCAAAAUCAAAUUUGGAAUCUUUAUAGGAGUUAGGAGCAUCUACAUUAUAUGGAGUGGAUGGAUGCAACAAAAAUGAAGCAUCACUUACCUUUGAGGAUGCAGAAGUUUGAUCGGAUCAUAUUCAACUUUCCUCAUGCAGGUUUUUAUUUAAAGGAAGACAAUAACCUUAUGAUUGAGAUGCAUAAGGAGCUUGUGGGAAACUUCUUUGGGAAUGCGAAUGACAUGUUACAAGCUUAUGGGGAAAUUCAUGUAACCCACAAAACAUCAUCUCCAUUCUGCCACUGGAACAUUUUGGAACUUGCUCGGAGAAAUUCUUUAGAAUUUAUCGGGCGCGAUGAUUUUAAGAUGGAAGACUAUCCAGGUUACAGCAACAAGAGAGGAGAAGGUGAUAGAUGCGAUCAGCCUUUCCCUUUGGGAGAGUGUAGUACUUUCAAAUUCAGAUCCUCCCAUACUGAUAAGCAGAUUUAUGGAGUGAUAAAUAACUCAGAUUCCGCACUCAAAAGAUCUCGGCAGAUUCAGGGCAAUCCAAUGGAAAUAUGGAAACGUCAGAAAAUCACAUUUGAUCGAGGAAUUCCUCAAACAACUUUCAGCAUGAAUUCAAAAGACUUCUCAGACUACAGGCUGACACCUUUGGCUGUUGAUAUCACGAUGGAAGAUGUUAGUCACUCAUUUGGAACAUGUGGCAGAGGUUUUACGCACUGGAGCAACUCUGUUAACGAAGUCCCAAUGUCUGAGUUUGGAAGGCACAUGGUAAGAUUCUCAGAAAUUUUCAUGCAUGGAAAUCCAUAUACGUCCCACGGACUUCAGAGAAUUAAUCAACCUUUUAGCAACGGGGACUCAUUAUCACAGCAUCGAGAGAUUGUACGCAGAUAUGGUCACCACCCAGAGGGAACAAGGGGGUUUGUUUAAUGUUUAUAGGGAGACUAGAGCACCUCUUUGUACAUGAUUGCUUGAAGAUGUUAAUAAAAAAAAUGUCAGAGUAGUGGUAAAACCAGCCUUACGCUCUUGGUUAUGUUAA